Meleagris gallopavo (turkey) is the source of this 5523-nucleotide messenger RNA. The record is from RefSeq and is a predicted model, not a curated record. Lineage: Eukaryota; Metazoa; Chordata; Aves; Galliformes; Phasianidae.
UCAUCUUUUUCUCCUCCAGGUCAGAUAACGAUGGAUGCGAUCUUAUCCCGCUUGAAGCAGCUCAGCCCUGAUGAGCUUAGAGAAGAAGUUGUAAGAGCAGGACUGAAGUGUGGGCCUGUCACCUCGACUACCAGGUUUAUCUUUGAGAAGAAAUUGGCUCAGUUUUUAUUGGAGCAGCAAGGAACGUUGGAAGAAGAAGGGUCUGCGUGGUCAGAGGGGGCUGCUGGGAGCGACCCGUCCGAUGGCACACACACAGCUUUGAAAAGUGCUGCAGCGAAUCACAACCAUCAUGGAAGUGUGUCUGAAGAGGUCGACUUUGGGUACUGUGUCGGGCUGAACCCUCCAGAAGAAGAAGCUGUGGCACACGUGAACUGUUCGGCUCCUGCCUGUGGGGCAGGACAUGUAGGCUCACAAGGCAGCGCUCAGACACCAUCCAGAGAUCCACCGCUAUACUACGGCGUUUGCCCCGUCUAUGAUGACAUACUGGCAAGAAAUGAGAGAAUACAUGUUUAUGAAGAUAAGAAGGAAGCUCUCCAGGCUGUUAAGAUGAUUAAAGGUUCACGAUUUAAAGCGUUUUCAAACAGAGAAGAUGCUGAGAAAUUUGCUAAAGGAAUCUGUGAUUACUUUCCAUCUCCAAGCAAGUCCUCUCUGUGUUUGUCUCCGAUGAAAACAGGAGCACUUAACAGAGAUGGCUUAUGCUCACUUGAGAUGGAAACUGCUAACAAGGAAAGGGCCAACAGUUACAAAAGUCCACGCACCCAGGAUCUUACUGCGAAGCUUCGGAAAGCUGUGGAGAAAGGAGAUGUAUCAACAUUUUCAGAACUGAUUUGGAGUAAUCCUCGCUAUCUUAUUGGGUCUGGAGACAAUCCAACAGUUGUACAGGAGGGGUGCAGGUACAACGUCAUGCACGUUGCUGCCAAGGAGAACCAGCCUGCUAUCUGCCAGCAGUUACUGGAGACUCUGGAAAAUCCUGAGUUUAUGCGGCUGAUGUAUCCGGACGACGAUAACACAAUGCUAAGGAAUCGCAUCCGAUACAUUGUUGACCUUUACCUCAAUACACCAGAUAAAAUGGGAUUUGAUACUCCUUUGCAUUUUGCCUGCAAGUUUGGGAAUUUGGAUGUUGUUAAUGUACUUACCUCACACCCGGCUAUUGUAAAAAACUCAAGGAAUAAAUAUGAUCAAACUCCAGCAGAAGUAGUUUGUGAGAGAAGCAAGAAUAAAUCUGCAGAAUUGAAAGAAAAACUGAGAGAGUAUUUGAAAGGUCGAUACUAUGUACCACUUCUGAGAGCAGAAGAUAACUCCUCAGCUCCUGUGAUCGGUGCGCCGUGGUCACCGGAUCAGACAGAUGAAAAUCCCCAGGCAGCUUUGUCCAAAUACCCGGGCAGCCCCAAAGAUCCCGUGUUGUCCAUACGAGCUUUCGCAGGCCCCAUGAGUCCCUCCAAGGCUGAAGAAUUUCGCAGGCUGUGGAAGACUCCACCCCGAGAGAGAGCUGGCUUCUUUCACAACGUCAGGAAAUCUGAUCUGGAAAGAGGUGUUGAAAGAGUUGGAAGGGAGUUAGCUCAUGAACUGGGGUUCCCGUGGGUUGAAUACUGGGAAUUUCUGGGCUGUUUUGUUGAUCUGUCUUCCCAGGAGGGGCUGCGAAAAUUAGAAGAGUACCUGAGCCAUCGGGAAAUGAGCGAAAAGGCUCAGCAAGAAACAGGGGAAAAUGAAACCUGCAACAGAUACAAAACGCCACAUCCUUCUGGCAAGAGUAAAAAGUGCUGCAAUUCUAUUUCUGUUGGAGCAUUUUUGGAUGAGGAUGACGAUGACAUGAGCUUAGAAGAAAUUAAAAACAGACAAAACGCAGCACGGAAUAACAGCCCACCUGUUGUGCUGAAGGAACCCAGCAUUGAUGCUAUUGGAGAUGCCGAGUGUGAAAUCUUGUCAAUGGAGCAUCCCAGAAACAUCAUAGAAACAUCAGCUCAGCCCAGGCUCUAUGAGAAGGGGGUUUCUUCCAGCAAAAACGGAUUUUGUAAUCCUGUGGCCAGUGAAAGGAUAAUUGGUGACAGAAAGCAUGUGCAUGAUGGAGAAGAUUGCCUUGUGUCACCUGUUUGCAAUUUAAUGUCAGAAUUUGAAAGCUUAACAUUCCAGCCACAAGCGGGUGCAGGAGAAUCAAAUACCAUCAGUGAAAGAAUUAAGAACGAGAGAAUUCUGCCUGAAAGAACAAGCCAGGUUAGGAUACCCAAGGACUGGCUGGAUAAGUCCUGCUAUGCAGUUUCACCAGCGAGUUCUUCUGAGCCAAGUGUUACAGGGAAACCUGGAGAGACCAAGCUAAGGACAGAAUAUAAAAUGCAGUCAGAAAGGGAAAGAUUGUCUAUGGAAUCUGGAAUCCAGACUAAUGAGGCACAGCAGUCUCAAGAACCUCCUGCCCAGAAAUUUCUUUUGAAGACUUCACCGGCAAAUGACAACUCCAAGAAAUUAUUUCUGCUUGGGGAGCGUCCAUCAAAGCUGGACAGUGACGUCUUAGCAGCUAUUGAAGCAGUACAGAUCGAUUCCCAGAAGUACCCUGCAAUUUACAGAUGGAAACACGAGGUGCAGUCCUACUCUUCAGCUGACAGGCAAAGUUGGCCAAGUCCAUCAUUAAAGGGAAGAUUCAGGUCCCAAAGCGCAACUGCUUGCCCACCAAAUGCUUCGGUGUAUUCUAGUCCAGGAAGAAACAGUCCCAUGACGGGAAGUCCGGGGAAACAUGGCAAUGCUGCCUCGUUCUCUCCAGACCUUGGGAGCCCUGGCCGCUACAGUCCUGCCUGUGUCAACCACUCUGUGUUAAAAAUGCGUUAUUUUUCAGAGCCUCCUGCCCACUAAACUAUGAUUCGUUUUCCUGAAACUUUAAUUGAAUUUUGUUUGUUAGAGUGAAGGAAAAAACUACAAUACUACUCAAGUGACACGAGGUUUGCACUUGGCUAUUUAUUUUUCCUCAAUUGAGGACAAAUGUAUGUUACAAAAACUGAAUAUAUGUCUUUAUGUCAUAUAGGAGAUGAUGACAGAUUUCUGGUGAUAUGCAAGAAGUUAGUGAGGUCAGUGCAGUUGUCCAGUAGCUAUGGCUUUUCCCUUCUUGCCCACAGGGCAAUGAGCUGAACCUUGUCUUAGAGCUGGUGGUAUUUCAUUAUCACCUGCUGUCGUUAGCACAACGACCUCAUUAGCCCUCAGCAACUUUUCUUUGCUUGGGUAGGCUGAAGGAAGCACGUCAGUGAAACCUGACUAGAAAGCUUACUAGAAGAAAUUAAUGGCAAGAUGUAAAAUGUUCUUCUGCUUACAAGGGGGAUGUGCAACUGGAAAAGCUUACAACAAAGCCUGGGUGGUGACAGCAUUCCAGUGUGGGGUACCAACGUGGAACCCUUCAACAUAACCAGAAAGGAGGUAUUACAGCCAGCAGGCUGAUGGAGAUAGUUGAAUACACACACACACACAUAUAUAUGCACACAUACUUCUAGGUGUAUGCAUGUAUUUACACAGCAAACUUUGAGUCUUAACCUGAGACUGUUAACAUGAUGUAAUGAGUGUUUUAGUAAAAGGGCACUGUAGAAAUACUGGUAAUCCUUUCAAUGGUAGCUUCAAGAUUUAAAAAAAUUAAAAUUAGUCGCUUUUUCCCCACAAAAGCUUUUCUCGUUUGCAGAACAUAAUAAUUAGUUAUUGAAAGCACAUCAGCAAUAAUUUCAGCAAGUUUACCAGUAAUGUACCUUAAUGGUGUAGUUUGUAAUGCAGUACAGUGCUAUUCAGUGACUCAUGAUACAGUUCCUCAGUUCCCAGCUGCUGAGAGGACUACAAAUACUGGCCUACACAUCUAAGCUGUCACCGUGUCUCCAGUCUGGACGUGGUAACCCAUUUCUGUUAUUCCUUCUUCAGCCUCCUGAAAGAAUCACUCAUUUUGACUGUUCACUGCUGAAGUUUCAAAACUCAAAGGGAGCUUUCUGUAUUGAAAAAAAAAAGGGCAACCAGUCUUAUCCUCACACCCUCGAACUAACUAGAAAAAUUAAUUACAGCCUGCCAGUGGUGUGCUACUUAAAAGGAUGGGUUGGGAUUCACUGGUGCCACAGAGUAAAAGUAACCUUGGACUUUGUAACCUAACUCUACACCUAAGGAGACAGUAACUGCAGGCAGGAUGCCAUCAUGCAGUGCUGGGUCCCUUUGCCACAAGGGCUGACCCACAGAGGCAGAGCAGCAGGAGCCACACGCUGCCAUGUUCUAUGGCCAGCACACACUGCAGCAACUGUCCCACACACCCUUAAACAGGGUCUUAUUUGGUAGAAACCUAAAAAAUGCACUUAGUGCUUUUGCAAGCUUAACAGUGCCUUUUGUAACAUACAUUUUUAAUUACACUUUUGUUCUUUUAAAAGUGAAGACGUGUCAUCCACUCACUUACUUACGGUGGGGCACAAAAGUUUUUUCUUCUGAAAUUUCUAAAUUGAAGAUAUUUUAAUGUCUCUUUUUAAGUUUAUUUGGUGCAACAGGUCUACACUGUGGAAAAACAUUCCUAUUUUAGAAAUUAAUUAUUUAAAAAAACUUACUGAGAUUCUUCUUUAUAAUAUAAGUCUUUUUCCAAUGAUCUGGACAUCAGGAAGAGCCAUUUUAUCAGAGGACUGCCCUUCAGUGGUACUCCUGGCACCCAGCUUGGCUGGAGUCAUUCUUGAGCAGAUAUUUAAGACAAAACAUACUCUACUACAUUGCUAACUGACUGCUCAACAUUUUGUUGUUUGAGGUCUCUGUGCUCUCCAGGUGCUUUUGCAGGGCUCACAGUCCUACAGCUUUAGUUUUAAAACCUUUGGGAGGGGUUUGGUUAUUUUUAAUAACAAAUUCAACAUAAACGAUGUCACUCAUUGUGCAGAAAUUAUUCAAAUGCUAAAUGAAAAUAAUCACCUGACAACAUGGCUAAGAGCAUAAAGGCAAAUUCCUGUCCUAAGCUGUGCAGAGACCUGGCCCUUCCUCAUUUCUCACAGGGCAACAUUGUGCUUUUGUGAAGUUUGUCAGAGCCAGCAGACUGAUACUAACAAACACAGUAGAAUUUUUUCUUUCUGUCCUUACAUUUUUUAAGAUCUUUUUUAAUUAUUUCAAUGUAUAUCACUGCUAUGUUUGUGUGUACACACCAAGCCAGGCAGAGGCACAACCCAGCCCCGCAGCACUUCCCACCAACCCCCUGCCUUCCACUUUGUAAUUUUGUUUGGUUCAGCCCAGAGAAUAUUUUUUUAAUUGUUACACGAUUUGCAUUACUCCAGUUGUACUGCAUUUUAAGAGGUAGUUUUUCUAAUAAACAAUAUAUUUAAUUCAGCUGUUUUUUAAAAGUAGCAGUUUAUGUAGCAACUGAUCACUCACAGUUGUGAAGAAUGGAAUUUGUGGAGACACUGAAUCAGAUUGGGGUUGCUUCAGUUCACUUCUAAAGGUGCAAAAGAUCAGGGUUUUUUGUCCAUUUGUUUGAAUUAGCCAAGUGUCACAUUACAAAUACAGUUACCUUGCUUUCUAUUCAAAAAUAAACGAGUGCUCAAAGUGUCA